GUUGUGGAAAUUUUGCCCAAUUGUUGUGUCAUCCUCUUUUUUGCUCAACCUUGUGUAAAUUUCAUUACACAAUGAAAUAAAUUUCAUUGAACAUUCAGUAACGAUUGUUUCGCCAAGCAUAUCCAUUCGUUUUAAAUAUGGGGACUCCCAGAAAGUGAAAGUAUCCCAACCACAUAUUUUUUGCUGAUAGCUAUUCCAUUUUAAGCCAUGGUUGCACUACUGGCACAAAUUUAGUUUCUCAAAGGAUACUCUGCUAACGAGUAGGGACAAUCGGAAUCUGCGUUUGGAGUAUAAUAUUUCUCAUGGUGAAAGUGGGAUUCGCAUUUGGAUUGAAUUAUUGAGACGGUUCGGAUUUAAUAUCCAUGAGGAAUACGUAAGUUCACGAGAAAUGAGGCGUGGGCAUGCGCUCUUCAUCUAUUUGGUCACUUGUUUGAUGGGGCUAACUAGGUCACAGUAUUUAGACACGACAUGUGAAAAAUUCACUUUUAACCAAAAAUCCCUUAGUGGCCAGCGGCAGAGGGUUUCACUUCCUUGGUCGGCCACUAUAAGGGUGACGGAUGAUGAGGGACGGGAGAUUGAAACCAAUAUUUCGGGAAGUAUCAUCUCUCCAACGAUUGUAAUGUCUAGUACACUGGGGAUUGUUGCUCCUAACACGGACAAUCAUUUGACGAUAUUCCCGUUCCGAAAUUACCAAGCCGUGUUGGGUGUUACCAGGACUGUUAUCCCUAUCAGCCAUAUAUCAAUCCAUCCCAAAUUUACGGAGCGACACGGGACCAAUGAAGUCUUGUACCACCUCAAACAUCCCAUAAAAAUUUCCGAAAAUAUUCAACCACUUUGUCUCCCUCUCUCUGCAGAACGUUUCAAUCAAGCUGAAAUAUUUGAGAGCAGUCAUCGCUCUGUCUUAUAUGCUGGUUGGCAGAAGGGUUAUGUGAAAGAUGUCGUGGUUUACCAAAAUCUUACUGUUCAGCCACAGUAUGAAUGUCUUGGUCAGUGGGAGGGAUUCGAAAGCAGUAAAGUUCACGAAAACAGGUUCUGCGCCAGUGUGGAUGAAGGUAAUGCUGUAAUGAAAUGCGUUUGGCGAGACUUUGGGCCUGCCACUAAUAUAGCCGGAAGAUACUAUCUUUUGGGGCAUCCCAAUAAUUAUGUUAGGACCAACAAGUAUGGAAAAUGUCACCCUGGUGACGUGUACUACUUUUUGCUUUGGACGGACGAUACGCUAGCCUGGUUGCGGGACAGUGAUCGUUGCGGUCCAAAUAACUUCGCAUGUGGGAAUGGAGACUGUAUCCCACUCACGAGACUUUGCAACCGGGUGGUGGAUUGUGUUGGGGGAAAUGACGAAAAUGAAAUAUUCUGUGCUCAACAGUACAAUUGUGAAGCAGGGCAAUUUGACUGUGGCGAUAAAUGCAUUCCUAUUGAGAAAUUCCAGGACGGCGUGGUGGAUUGUGAAGGUGGCGAGGAUGAGCUAUAUUUUUUCAACGUGAUGGAUGUCACAACGGAUUCAUCUAAUAGAGAAUCACCUGCUCCGGACGAUAAUAUGAUUUUGUACAUCGCGCCCGGUUUAAUAGUCGCAGCCUUGAUUACAUCCUCCAUUUUAUUUUUGAUCCGAAAAAAGCUCGCGGCACGGAGGCAAUCUGUUUCAGCCAAAACAAGAGAAUACCGUUCUUAUCCCUUCAUAACGGCAAACCAUGACAAGGAUACUUCUCUGCCCUCCCCCUGUAAAUCAAAUCCAUCUCUCAAAUUUUUGUCAAAAGUUGGAAGAGGUGCAUUUGGCCAGGUUUACAAGGUUGAGGAUUCCACCGAUUUGGUGAAUCCUAUCUGUGCCGUGAAAUGUGUCGAUGUCCGAAACAAAUUGUUUUCCUGUCCUCGCACGGGAGCGACAAGAAUUUCUUCGAAAGAGACAAUGAAUCUGUUCAACGAAAUUGUGGUCCUGAAUAAAUUGAACUUUGACCACGUCGUGCGUUACUUUGCCUGCUGGGGGGAAGAUGAUGCCGACGGGUGUCAAAUCCUUGACGAAGAAGAUCUUGAAUCCACAAUGACGGGCGACACGGUUCCAUUGGGGUCAGCAAUGAGCAUCAUUUUUAUAAAAAUGGAACUCUGCCACUUUACCCUACACGACUUUAUGGGUAAAAAGGUCACGUCACAAGUGAGCAAUGGGCAUUUACUCGGAAUCGCGCAUGAUGUCGGGGUCGGACUGAAAUAUAUUCAUGACAAGGGAUACAUCCAUCGAGACAUCAAACCUGUCAAUAUAUUUUGCAAAAGUGACCCUGCGGAGGGAUGCACCUGGAAAAUUGGGGACCUUGGCCUCGCCGUGGGGAUAAAGGCGGAAGGAAAUUUUGGCAAAGUGGGAACGGAACUUUAUUGGAGCCCAGAGAUGAAGAGGGAGUUGAGCUACACGACAAAAACGGAUGAAUAUAGUUUGGGAUUAGUGUUUUUGAAAUUGGUACAAGGUCAGGAAAAUAAGUUUGGCUUUUGGUCGACGUCAACAAAAUUGCAUGAGCUUAGUGGUUCUGCCAAGCGGAGGCGUUUUCUGAGAGAUAUUAUUGCCGCGAAAUAUCGGUCGUGGGGGAAUGUGAUUCAUGGGUUGUUGGAUCCUGACCCGAGGGGAAGGUUGGGGUGUGACAAGUUGGAUAAAGCGUUGGGAAAAAUAAAAAUUUAGUUUGAGAAAAUACUUCGGCCGGCAUCUAUACCAAAAUGACCAUAGUACAUGACUUAUUCAACAGACUGAAGGAAUUUCCGUGUAAAAUUCACUUUUCGUCAAGUUGUGACGAUAUUUGUGACGAGCGUGUGACCAUCGAUACAGGUCGGCCGUUGAACCAACAGGUCAAACACAUGUUAUCUUCAGAUACUUUUUUUCAAACUUCAAAAAAUUUGCACACAUCUAAUGUUUUUCAAAAUUUCACAUAAUGUGUUCAAAGUUGCAUAAUUUGU
Molecule: messenger RNA, 2928 nt
Organism: Folsomia candida
Lineage: Eukaryota; Metazoa; Arthropoda; Collembola; Entomobryomorpha; Isotomidae
Exons: 7
Coding region: 389-2656 (755 amino acids)
Biological process (GO): protein phosphorylation; proteolysis
Molecular function (GO): protein binding; serine-type endopeptidase activity; protein kinase activity
Source: RefSeq, a predicted model, not a curated record